This is a messenger RNA of Peronospora belbahrii, 381 nucleotides long. The record is from the annotation of a GenBank genome assembly. NCBI's taxonomy places the organism in Eukaryota, Oomycota, Peronosporomycetes, Peronosporales, Peronosporaceae.
AUGCGUAUAAGACUCAUCAUACUUGUGGCCUCGUCGGUCGCUCUUCUUACCACGACCAAGGGAAACCUAGCAUCUAAGGGCAUGGUGGGUGAAAAGACCAAGGCGAUCAAUGAUGAGCAGAUUGUCAAACGUUCUCUAAGGAAUGAGAACAUAAGCGAUUCGAGUGCGGUCAAUGAUGAAGAGCGAAUGAUGAACGCUGAAGGCAACAAAGCUAAACUCGUCGAAGACAUUGUGACUCACUUUAAGAUUAAUAACGAAAGGAACUUUGAUCCAGAUCUUAUCGAACGUGUUAUAGUGAAAACUUUUGAGCGCUAUAAGAAGGUUUUUGACGAAGUUGAACCGAAAAAAAAGAAUUUAUACUUCGUAAGAUUGAUUACUUGA